This is a messenger RNA of Poecile atricapillus (Black-capped chickadee), 2880 nucleotides long. Its product is annotated as zinc finger protein 64-like. Lineage: Eukaryota; Metazoa; Chordata; Aves; Passeriformes; Paridae. The coding region runs from base 154 to 2214 and encodes 686 amino acids. Gene Ontology annotation, molecular function: DNA-binding transcription factor activity, RNA polymerase II-specific; RNA polymerase II cis-regulatory region sequence-specific DNA binding. Gene Ontology annotation, biological process: regulation of DNA-templated transcription. The transcript is spliced from 6 exons. The record is from RefSeq and is a predicted model, not a curated record.
CGGCCGGCACCGCCACAGCCUCACGGCCACCACUGAGCAUGCUCGGCUCCCGCACAUCCGCCGGCGCCCGGCGGCCGAGCAGCGGCAGCGGAGCCGGUGCCGGAGCCGGUGCCGGCGGGCUCGGCCCGCGCAGGAGGCGGCGGCGGGGCCGCCAUGAACCGCGGCGGGGCGGGGGCGGCGCCCGCCUUCCCCGGCCCCGUGCAGUUCCCCGGCAGCACCACGGUGCUGGUGGAGCUGACACCCGACAUCCACAUCUGCGGCAUCUGCAAGCAGCAGUUCAACAACCUGGACGCCUUCGUGGGGCACAAGCAGAGCGGCUGCCAGCUCACCAGUGCCACGGCCGGCGCCACCAGCACCGUCCAGUUCGUGUCCGAGGAGACCGUGCCAAGCACACAGGCUCAGAGCACGAGCAGGACCAUCGCCUCCGAGACACAAACCAUCACAGUUUCUGCCCCAGAGUUUGUUUUUGAGCAUGGCUACCAAACCUACCUGCCCAGCGAGAGCACAGAGCCUCCAGCUGCUGCUGUGGUCUCUACACCACCAAAAGCAAGGUCCAAGAAAUCCUCCUCCUCCUCCUCCUCACUGCCACUGAAGAAACUCAGCUGCCUCUACCCAGGUUGCCAGUUCAAGACUUCCUAUGGUAUGAAGGAUUUGGAACGUCAUCGGCGAACGCACACAGGAGACAAGCCCCACAAGUGCGAGGUGUGCAGCAAGUGCUUCAGCCGCAAGGACAAGCUGAAGAUGCACAUGCGCUCGCACACGGGCGUGAAGCCCUACAAGUGCAAGCACUGCGAGUACGCGGCGGCCGACAGCAGCAGCCUCAACAAGCACCAGCGCAUCCACUCCAACGAGCGCCCCUUCAAGUGCCAGAUCUGCCCCUACGCCAGCCGCAACUCCAGCCAGCUCACCGUGCACCUGCGCUCGCACACAGGAGAUGCCCCUUUCCAGUGCCAGAUGUGCCCCGCCAAGUUCAAGAUCAACUCGGACCUGAAGCGGCACCUGCGGGUGCACUCGGGGGAGAAGCCCUACAAGUGCGAGUUCUGCGAGGUGCGCUGCGCCAUGAAGGGCAACCUGAAAUCCCACGUGCGCAUCAAGCACAGCAUGGAGAACACCCUCAAGUGCCCCGAGUGCGACUUCCAGUGCGGCAACAAGACCAGCCUGCGGCACCACAUCCGCAGCCACCAGCCCGAGCAGCCCGUGAAGUGCUCCGAGUGCAGCUACUCGUGCUCCAGCAAGGCGGCCCUGAAGGUGCACGAGCGCAUCCACGGCAAGGAGCGGCCCUUCAAGUGCGAGUUCUGCAGCUUCGACACCAAGCAGCGCAGCAACCUCACCACCCACGUCCGCAAGGCCCACGGCGACAAGGCCAAGGGCAAGAGGCACUCGCUGGACAAGAAGGAAGGGGAGAGGCCGAAGCAGGGCGGCUCCAGGCAAGUAGCCAAGCUGGACGCCAAGAAGGCCUUUAAGUGCGACCUGUGCGACGCGUCCUUCGUGCGGGAGGAUUCUCUGCGCAGCCACAAGAAGCAGCACAGCCUGUACGGCGCCAAGAACGGCGAGCUGGCUGUGCUGCAGCUCCAGAUGGAUCCCGGCCGCCCGCCCGGCGCCCCCAUCGCCGUCAGUCACCUCCAGGUGCCUCUUCAGGCCGCUCAGGUGUCCCCGUACAACGAGGGGAGAGUCAAGAUCAUCGUGGGCCACCAGGUGCCUCAGGCCAACAGCGUGGUGCAGGCGGCCUCGGUGAACGUGGUGCCCCCGGCGCUGCUGGGCGCGGGGCAGGAGGAGGUGCUGGGCAGCGGCCGCCUGCAGCUGCUGGGCCAGGUCAGCGUGCUGGCCCCGGCCACGGGGGCCACGGGGGCCGCGGGGCCGGGGGCAGAGCCGGCCGUGCUGCUGGGUGGCCACGAGCAGGGCGAGGGCAGUGCUCUGCACCAGGCCCUGCUGCCCGCCGCCGCCCCCGAGCCACCCCCCGGGCAGGCCUUCAUCGCCAGCUCCGCCAUCAGCUGCUCCGACCUGGAGGGGCUCAACGCCCUCAUCCAGGAGGGAGCCACCGAGGUGACCGUGGUCAGUGACGGGGGACAGAGCAUCACCGUGUCCACGGCUGCUCCUCCUCCUCCCAUCUUCUCGUCCUCCUCCCACGGCGAGGGCCCCAAGCAGACCUAUUCCAUCAUCCAGAGCGGGGCCCACACAGCCCUGCUGUGUCCCGCGGACUCCAUCCCCGAUUAGGCACGGCAUGCUCUGGACACCGUUCUCUCCUGGGGCACUGCUCAGCCUGGGGAACGCACAGGACACGACUGAGUGCAGGAUUUGUGCUCCAGAGCCAAAUACCUUCCACUUCCAUGCCGUGUUUGUCUGUACACUGAAGCAUCUUGUGUGUGUGAGGAGGGUGUGUUUGUAUUUCUGUGCCUCCGUUGCAGUCGGUCUCUGCUCCUUGGAAAAUCCAAGCAGCUGUCACCAGUGUCCCCAGGCAGUGGCAUCCCCGAGCAUGGCUCUUGUGCUGUGCUGCCUGAAAGCAGAAAUCCCCACCUUGUGCUGAAUUGUUUGGUGCACACACAGGAGAAUCUCUGAGCCAUUGUGGAGGUUGGAUAGCUGAGGUGUCAGUCCUGUGCUCUGUGUCUGGCUGAGCCCUAAGGGAGCGCUGCUGGCUCUGCUCCAGCCCAGGUGAGCUCCGAGGGGCUCUGCUCAGUGCCUGGAGAAAUCGGUAGCACCUGGCACUCGAGAUGUUUAUGCAGAGACCAGCUGGUUGUUUUUAGAAAGCAAAAGAAUCUUGUCCCUCUCUCAGUAGUAACUAACUUUGUUUAGCAACAACACAAAUCAUCUCUGGCAUGGUGAUGGCUGUCAGAGGUGCCUGUGAAUUUAAAACAACUGGAAAUAUAUUUUUUACAAACACUA